CUCUCUCGUGGCGAGGCCAAGGCAGAGUGGUGGUCAUCGAGAGAGAAGCGAGCGAGCAGAGCAGUCUUGGCAAUGGCAAUGGCCCUCUGCCCAGUCCCCAAUCAUCCUUCCCCCUGACCGCCGGACACCCCAUCAUUGCUUCCUCAUACACCACCACACUCGCCUCCUCUCCGCUCCUCUCCGUCCUCUAUAUAUAGGCUCAUCCUCUGCUCCAGCUCAGCCUCCAUCUCCCAUGCACCACCAUCACCACACUCUGCUCUCACCGUUCCGGCAAACACACACACACACAACACUUGAGUCGGCGGCAGAACCAGCCAUGAACGGCUUCUACUCGUCCAUCGCCCACGGCCUCGACGCGCUCCACGGCACGCUGGCCUCGUCGCCGGACGCCGCCUUCAUGUCGGCGCCCUUCCUCCAGCAGGCUGCCGCGCUGCUCCGGUCGCUGCACUCGCAGCUCGUCCACCUCGUGCAGCGUCUCCACCUGCCGCCAGGGGAGAGCUGGCUCGACGAGUACAUGGACGAGACCUCCCGCCUCUGGGAGGCCUGCCAGGUCGUCAAGGCCGGCGCCUCCGCCCUUGACACCUACUGCGCCUCCGCCGCCCGUAUCGACGCCGCGCUCGACGACUGGCUCUGCAACCCCAACCCCCACACCGCCCGCCAGGUGAUGCGUGCGAUCAACGCGCCGCGGCGGCAGGCCGUGGGGCUGGAGCAGGAGAACCGGGCGCUCGCGGAGACCAGGAUCGACCCGGCGUCGCUGCUGCUCGACGACCGUUCACCCGUGGAGUUCAAGCUCAACGCCUUCAACGGCUUCCGGGGGCUGCUCUACGCGCUGCGCAACGCCAGCUCCUUCCUCCUCAUGCUCCUCGUCUCAGGGACCGUCUCCUGCCUCCCGGACCUCGCAUGCUGCGCGCACCCAUUCCGCACCUCGGGCGCCGGCUACGUCUCCUCCAUGGGCCGCCUGCGCCAGCGUGUCGCCGAGGAGAUGGAGGCGGUGGCCGGCGAGCACUCCGGCUCCGGCAUCAUGAUGUACGAGUUCCGGCAGGCUAGGGCCGGCAUUGAGAGCCUCAAGGCAGAGUUCGACAGGGUCGUCGCCAUGGGGUACGGCGACCCUGGCGAGAUCGCCGAGAGGGUGGAGAUCAUCAAAGGAUGGGUCGGGAUGCUGAGGUCAGGAGCCGAGGGCGUCGUCGGCGAGCUGGACGACUUCUUCGAUGAGAUUGUGGAAGGCAGGAAGAUGCUGUCGGACCUGUGCAGCCAUCGCUGAUCCAAGCUCACAAUCUCUACUUCUGCAGCAGCUAGCUGAAAGCCUGAAACAAACAGGGCAUGGUAGAUAGUACAACAAGGCUAACAAAUUAGAAGAAAAAAAUGUGGGUGUUCUUCUCUCUUGUGGUUGGGUAAUCUAAUCUAGCUGCUCUCUCUAGUCUAGCUAUCAUAGCAGCUAGUGUGUCUAUACAUAUGUCCUGCACUGGAAUAUCAUCAUGCCUGUAUUCUUCCUAAGCAGAGCAGGGCAGCAGUGGUAGUGGCAGGCAGUUGGUGCUUAGGCCUAUCUAUUUGUCAGAAUUAGAAUCAGAAUAUAUGUCCAAGUAAUUUUUAGGGCAUCGAUCUUAGAGGAUGAAUUGAUGAUAUAAUAGUUGAUGGUGAAAGGAAGAAUCUGCAUCGGAAAAGGAAAGCAGCUCUUUGCCCUUUUCUCCAACUGGAAAAGUUCUGUGGAGAUGUGGGCAGCUUGUUGGCCAGAGACAAAAAGAGAGUUCUAUAAGGAGUCAAUUACACCACAGGUGUCUGAACUUGGCAAGAAAAAUCAGUUUGGUGCUGAAACUUGUGACAUACAGAUAUGUGGUAACAAAACUUGGCUUCGUAGUGCAGAUACGGUGAAAUUCACGUUUGGAUACGAGAUGGGUGCCGAUGAGGCCCGCCAGCGUGGCGCCGGACCCACUGUCAGUGGCUGCACAGUGCGGGCGAGGGCGUGUGGCCCGGGUUUUCGCGAAACCCCCCCGGAAUUUGUUUACUUCUCACAAAAAAGCCCCGGCCGUCGCACAUAACGCGAGCCCCUCGAUCCCGUAAAUCCUCGCCCGCGAUGCAUCAAAAAAAAAAAAUCCUCGCCCGCGAUCCCCAAUUCAAGAACAGGGCGACGGCUUAGUUCCGCACGACGGCGACGGCGGCACUCCCCUCGGUUCAGCAUGAUGGCGGCAGCGCCGGUGUUCCCCUCGGCUGCGCGCGAAGGCGGCGGCGGCGCUCCCCUCGGCUGCGCGCGAAGGCGGCGGCGUCGCUCCCCUCGACUGUGCGCGAAGGCGGCGGUGGCGCUCCCCUCGGCUGCGCACGACGGCGGCGGCGGCGCUCCCCUCGGCUGCGCAUGACGGCGGCGGCGGCAGCUCUGGCAGAAGGGAUCCCUGACUUCUGAUGGGAGGGUCCGACAUACCUAGGAUGGUGGAUGGAGGGGCGAAGGUGGAGGAGGAGGACGAACCGUGGGCCAAAAUUACCUCCGUUGUGUACUUCAGAAAGCAUCAGGUAAAUCAUCUUCCCUUUUCUCAGAAAAAUUUGUAGGAUGUUAGGUUCAAUUGGAGUUGAACUCAGGAAGAUGAGCUGGACAAGGGUAAGAUGUGCAGGCACUUUGAGUCAGCAGCUAUGCGGGUAUGCAAAGGAGUGGACACUGGAAGGAGAUUUUUGUCAUGCCAAUAUGAGGAGACGUGUGGUUAUGUCAAAUGGAUUGACAAGCCAAGCCAUGGGAGGGGAGGUAAAGAACUGUCAUUGGUGAAGUUGCUAACAACAAAGAGGUGCUAGAGAAGAAGCUAAUGCAGAAAGAUGGUCAGAUAGAAACUAAGGAGAAGCACGGACUUGAGAAGAAGAAGAUUGAAAGGAUGCACAAAGAUCAGUUACAAUCUAGAGAUAGGACGAUUAUGUUUGUUGUGUUCAUGUACUUUGGGUUAGUCGUAAUCAUGUUUGAUGUGGUUGACAAGAAGUAAUGUUGUCAUUGUCCAGUCUAGAAGGUCAUGUAUGUUGCUGAAAAUUUGUAUUUUGCUGAAUAAUCUUUGGUGAAUUACAAAGAAUGUACCUUUUGGUAAAGAUUUUUUUUGUCAAUAUUUUACUGCUUUAGAAUUGAAA
Messenger RNA from Triticum aestivum (bread wheat), 3096 nucleotides. RefSeq lists its product as uncharacterized. The transcript is spliced from 4 exons. Bases 233 to 1261 code for a protein of 342 amino acids. NCBI's taxonomy places the organism in Eukaryota, Viridiplantae, Streptophyta, Magnoliopsida, Poales, Poaceae. The record is from RefSeq and is a predicted model, not a curated record.